This is a messenger RNA of Cetraspora pellucida, 208 nucleotides long. NCBI's taxonomy places the organism in Eukaryota, Fungi, Glomeromycota, Glomeromycetes, Diversisporales, Gigasporaceae. The record is from the annotation of a GenBank genome assembly.
AAAUAAUGAUGUAUCAUUAAAACAAAUUGAAAAUUCAUUAGUAUAUUUCCAAUUAUUUAAUGAUAAAAAACUUGAAAUUGGAUCAAUUAUUAAUUUGUUUGAUAUAAUUUUUGGUGAACAAGGUGAUGUUGAAAAAACAUCCACUACAACACAAAGAAUUAGUAAUAUGGAUUUUGAUCUUAUUUCUGUUAUAGAAAGUGAAUUAUGA